UGUGUGUGUUGGGUGGAGUCAACCCGGAAUUUCUCCAAAUUGGAAAACCAUUGGCACAUUUCAGGAGCACCAUGAAGGACGGUAUUGCCAACAACAGCACGGCCAGCAUCUCCCACGCCAGGAAAGCUGUGGAGCAGCUGAAGAUGGAGGCCUGCAUGGAUAGGAUAAAGGUAUCCAAAGCCGCCGCAGACCUGAUGGCGUACUGUGACGCCCACAUACGCGAGGACCCCCUCAUCAUGCCCGUCCCCGCCUCCGAGAACCCUUUCCGAGAGAAGAAGUUCUUCUGCACCAUCCUCUGAUGACCUGCCGGUAGAGCUGUAUGGAUGCAGGCAUGGCGUUGCCUGGCUUCUCUGUCUUCACCACACCUGAAGCCACUGGCCAUAGGCGUUGAGUUGAGUUUUGCCAGGUGGACACUCUGUUGUUGGUCAGCUCUGUCCUGGUGGCUGAAGGUUUUUGGGGGAGUCAGCUACCAAAACUGGCAACCCAGUGAGCGUAUCAUGUCUUGUUAAAUAGGUUUGUUAUUGCUUUGUUAUUAGAGAACAGCCUUGCUCAGUGCUUAAUGAGAUGAGAGAUGUUUUUUUCUUUAAUUGUGCUAGAUCUUAACAUGCCUCAGGAAACAGAAAUUCGCCCAGUGUUGACGACUUUUUUAAACAUUUAUUUCCCUUCCCGUUAUCUGACUAAAGCAGCAUUAAUAUUUGUAUUAUCUUGAACAUGAUUUCAGUUGGUUUUUUGUAUUGCUUUCAGUGAACAGGUUUGACUAUUUGUAGCAACACUUACUGAAAGUACCACUGAAAUUUGACACUUCCCUCACUAGUGGUUUCUAUUUCAAUUUGCCUCCGCAGUCACCAACAAUUAACCCGCUCGUUUUAGUGCUGCAGUAAAGUUGGAUUCACAUUAGAGAGCGGAAAACAGAAACCUUAUCUCACGUGGUAAAUUAUUUCAGCAUGAGUAAUAAGAAGGAGGUGACUGCACAUCAGUUCUGCUGCAAAUAAAUAAGUAGACUCUCUAUUUAUUGAAAGGUGCAGAGCUAAUGUUUCAACAGCGAAAUGAGUUCUUCAGGGUUAUCACUGUGCAAACAACCCCUAAGUCAAAAAAUUAUUUAUGAAUCUGCCACCUCCUUCCCAGGCCCGUUUUAAUGCAUUCUACCUUUGCUGCUCUGUUUGAUUUACUCUUCAUAUACUUCAUCCACUUCAAAUCAGAGACACUAUCAGUUAAUCCCGCGGCCCCCCGACUGGAAUAUUUUUACAACUUGCAGGAGGAUAUUUUCCUCUUAUUCCCUUAACGGCCUCAUUUGUUUUCUGGGCAUGUUUCCUGAGCCUGAUUCUUUUUUGCCUGUCCUAGAGUGAAUGGCAAGGCCUUUGACAUUAAUGCCAAAACCAGAGGCCUGCAUGUUUUCUCUGCUCCUUUUUGACAGCCUCCUCUGUUUCCGAGGGACUGUCAGUCUUUUAGAGUGUACAGUAUGUUACAGUGCCAAUUUCUGUGAGAGCAGUGUGAUCCUCACACUGUGGUCCCACGGCCUUUUACUUUCUUUUUUCCCCCGUUUUUUGUUUGUUUUGGAAGAAAAAGCACACUGUCGAAAAAUUUCCUUUACAUGGUCGUUGAAUAGCAUUUGCUAAUUUUUACGAUGAAUUGUUAUGAUCGUUAUUAAUAUUGUUAUUAUCAGUAGUAUUAUUGAAUAUUUGUUGCACAGCACUGACAGCUACAUGACGUGUAGUGCUACUAAGCUUGUAUGAUAUUUAGGAGAAAGAAAAAAAAAACAUUUAUAAAUCAUGCAAUUAUUGAUACUAUCUGAGUAUUUUUUAAAUAUAAUGGUAAGGGUCGGUUUACAUAAUAUGAUCCCUUCGGUGGUUCAGGCUUUUUGCAUCAUCGUUUCUGUAAAAAUUAAAAUAAAUUUCCUCUUGGUACUUGAACAGCCUAUCACAUUAGGAAUCAAACUGACACUGGACUGUCACAAACUCAAAACUAUUGGGCUCAAAUUGUUUGCAGGAUAAUUCUUGUCUUUAUUUCCUAUCUGAUAAAGCUGAGACUGACCUCAUCUUAAGGAUGGUGCCAAAUCUGAAAUAUAAGAAAUAUAACAGGCUAAAGAUGAAUAUUGCAUGGAUUUAUUUCUAUCUAUAACAGAGAGAACUAUUAUGAUAUGAAAUAUUGCCUCUUCAUUGACUUUCUGGGUGCUACUCUGCACAUAAUUGGGGUCCGGAUGUGUCGACAAUGUGCAGCUGUAUUCAUGAAUGGUAUUAUCGUUUUUUUGGUAAGAAAAAUAGCAUUUAAAUAGCAGGCUUUGUAAAUCCUUUGAUGGAUCAAAUGAAUUAAAGGAAA
Molecule: messenger RNA, 2316 nt
Organism: Morone saxatilis (striped sea-bass)
Lineage: Eukaryota; Metazoa; Chordata; Actinopteri; Moronidae
Product: guanine nucleotide-binding protein G(I)/G(S)/G(O) subunit gamma-4
Exons: 3
Coding region: 72-299 (75 amino acids)
Biological process (GO): G protein-coupled receptor signaling pathway
Cellular component (GO): heterotrimeric G-protein complex
Molecular function (GO): G-protein beta-subunit binding
Source: RefSeq, a predicted model, not a curated record